AUGGUCUGGUCCGCCAAGGCCGACUCCCCAGUCUCUCUUUUGGGCAGUAACUUUGUGUUGGACAAGGAUGGCAAUGCCUACCUGAAGUCUGCCGCAGGAUCCGUCCUCUGGACCGCCAACGCCUCCAACAAGGGUGCCUCCAUGCGGCUGCUGGACUCCGGCAACCUCGUUGUGCUGGGUAGAGAUAACACCUCAGCCUCUCCUCUUUGUUCCAGCUUCAGCAACCCAACAAACACGCUCGUUUCUGGACAGGUCUUCGUCGUCGGCAUGGCCCUGAAGAACAUGGCGUAUAGGCUCGAGAUCAAGUCCCGCGACAUGAUGAUGUACUACACGGGACUGGAGAGAUCCCAGCCGUACUGGUCUGCAACGACGGAUAUCAGGACGAUCACCGGCAGGAAAGGUGACAUAUACUCUGUGAAACUCGGCUUAGCUUCUUGGUACUUCUAUGAUCGAUCCAGGUCGCUUGUAUCACAGAUUUUCAUUCCAAAUGAUGACGGUGAUGCCAUCGCCAACACCAACGGCACGCUGACUUCUGUACUAGGUGGAGAAGGAUCCAUUGCCUUCAGCAUCCUGCAGAAUGGGAGUGGACGGAGUAGUCACCCAAAGGGGAUUCCGUUGGGCUCAUGUGACGUGCCGGCACGAUGCAGCCCAUACUCUAUCUGCAUCGACGGGGCAGGGUGUCAGUGCUCUUCGGCCCUGAGUUCGUUUCCAAACUGCAAUCCCGGUAUCAUCUCACCGUGUUGCUCAAGGGAUGAGUUUCAGCUAGCUCAACUUGAUGAUGGAGUUGGAUAUACCGGCACUAGAUUCGCCUUGCCUGUUGCAACGAACACAAACAUCACAGGAUGCAAGGAUGCCUGCAUGAACAAUUGUUCGUGUGUUGCUGUGGUCUUCAACCAAGGCAAUUGCUUCCUUUUCGAUCAGAUCAGUAGCUUCCACAUGAGAAACGGAAGAUUUUUUACAUCUUUUGUCAAGGUACCUCGCAAUAAUCGUGGCUCUGCGCAAGGUAGGAGGCGUACCGGUAUCACCAUCGUCUAUGUAAUUGGACCUUUAGCAUUCAUAGGGGUGCUCAUUUAUGUUGGUCUCUGCAUUUAUGGAAGGAAAACACAAGGUCAAGCAGAAGAGUAUGGAUAUCUGGAGACGAUAGCUGGAGCGCCUACACAGUUCACUUACAGGGAGCUCCAAGCUGCAACAAACAACUUCUGUGACAAGAUUGGCAAGGGAGGAUUUGGAUCCGUGUACCUUGGGACGCUCCCAGACGCAAGCUGCAUCGCUGUGAAGAAGCUGGAGGGCGUAGGCCAAGGGGAGAAAGAGUUUUGCUCUGAGGUGACGAUAAUCGGUGGCAUCCGCCACAGACAUCUGAUGGCCAAGGGAUCUCUACAUAGGUGCAUUUUUUGUACUAAAGAAGAUGAUGCUCCCCUUUUGGACUGGGAUACGAGGUUCUACAUCGCACUUGGGACAGCGAAGGGCCUGGCAUACCUUCAUCAGGAUUGCGAGUCGAAGAUCAUACACUGUGACGUCAAGACUGAGAAUGUUCUGGUUGAUGACAACUUCACUGCAAAGGUAUCCGAUUUUGGCCUUGCCAAACUGAUGAGCAGAGAACAAAGCCACGCCUUUGUGAUGCUGAGGGGCACCCGGGGCUAUCUUGCGCCGGAGUGGAUCACCAACCGCGCCGUCUCAAAGAAGUGUGACGUCUAUAGCUAUGGGAUGGUCCUGCUCGAAAUAAUUAGCGGGAGGAGGAACUUUCAUCCCAUGGAGGUCUCAGAGAAAGCCCAUUUCCACCCUUUGCUUUCAAGAAGAUGGAAGAAGGAAGAUUUUUGCCAGAGACCUUCCAUGUCAAAAGUUGUCCAGAUGCUUGAAGGCCCAUGCAGCUCUCUCAAGCCAGAUGAUGUAAAUGCUUUUCUUUUUGUCUUUGCGGUAACUCCGACCUAG
Molecule: messenger RNA, 1929 nt
Organism: Triticum aestivum (bread wheat)
Lineage: Eukaryota; Viridiplantae; Streptophyta; Magnoliopsida; Poales; Poaceae
Product: G-type lectin S-receptor-like serine/threonine-protein kinase SD2-5
Exons: 4
Coding region: 1-1929 (642 amino acids)
Biological process (GO): protein phosphorylation
Molecular function (GO): protein kinase activity; ATP binding
Source: RefSeq, a predicted model, not a curated record